This is a messenger RNA of Kogia breviceps (pygmy sperm whale), 2058 nucleotides long. NCBI's taxonomy places the organism in Eukaryota, Metazoa, Chordata, Mammalia, Artiodactyla, Physeteridae. The record is from RefSeq and is a predicted model, not a curated record.
AUGGCAAGUCCAGACAGAAGUAAACGGAAGAUUUUAAAAGCGAAAAAAACAAUGCCUACAAGUUGCCGGAAGCAAGCAGAGAUCCUGAAUAAGUCAAAGAAUGUUGAAGCACCAAAAACAGCAGCAAUUGGGAAUAAUGUGUCAAGUGGUAAUCAGAACUCAAGUACUGAUGUCAUAAGUAGCAAAUGUAGACAUUCUGAAAAUGAUGCUUCCUCUUUGGACUCUAUCAAAAAUUCAGUAUGUGCACCAAAAAGUAAAGUAUUUUCUCAGAAUUUAAUAAAACCACUAGAAAUUGUUGAUUCCAAAACAAGAUUAGAAUACACUGAAGAACAAGUUGUGUACCCUUUUGAAAAGCCAAGUAAAACAAUAGAAUCUCCCAGGAAAUGCUUUACACAAGACGCAAAAGAUUCACGAAACACUUCUGAAAACCAUUUUGAAUGUCAGGCAAGUGUAACGCGAUCCUUUUUUGAACAUGAAGAGGAUUGUAAUCUGAAACCCAUUUGCUGUCCAUCCAGUGUAUUGAGUGGUGUAGUUCAAAUAUCAAAGUCUACAGUAACCAAUACCUUGAACGAUAAGAGAAUUGACAAGAUAGUUUCCUGUUUAGAAACAAACUCUAAUUCUGAGUUACAUGAUAAAAGACAAAAUAACACUUUAAGUUCAGAUAUCCCUUUUGUGCCUGUUGAUAAAAUACCUAAGUUGGUAAAUUCAGUCAUUUCUAGUAACUGUGCUGCUGACGUUUUGAAAAGUGAAGAAUCCUGUAGAACCUGUCAUUCCAGCAUUUUAAGUUGUGAAAGUACAGAUGCAAAGUGGCUGUCCUCGUUUGACACUGAUAGUAAUAACAGCCAUAAUCAAAAGAAGAGGAUGUUUUCAGAAAACAAAGAAAAUGUUAAGCGUGUGAAAACUUCAGAGCAAAUUAAUGAAAAUAUUUCUCUAGCUCUGGGGAAGCAAACAGCAUUGCUGGAACAGGUCAGACAUUUGAUUCGACAGGAGAUCUGUAGUAUAAAUUACAAACUAUUUGAUAACAAACUGAAAGAAUUGACUGAUCGCAUUGGGAAGACACAAUGCAAGAGUAAACAUGAAGCAAUAGCUGAUGAACUCUUCACAAAAAUAACAAAACUUCAAAGACGUAUUAAAAUGGUAAUGUUAUCUCAAAGAAAUUGUGUGGAACGAAACAUGGUAUCCAGCAGUACAGCUUGUAAGGUUGCAAAUUCAGAGACUAUGAAUUUGGAUAAGAAUCCAGAGUCAAUUAAUAGUCCACAGGAAAGAAAAACUUCUGUGAACUCUGAACCUUCUAAUCCUUCAGAAAAAGCAAGUGAAAAGAUUAAUUUGUCACGGGAACAUAAUGAGGCUGUUUCUGAAAGCAAUAAUGAUGAUAUCAUGUUGAUUUCUGUGGAAAGUCCUAAUUUGACAACUCCAAUUACAUCAGAUCCAACAGAUACUGGAAAAAUUACAUCAGGAAAUUCUAACAAUUCACCUGAUGCUGAAACUGAAGCUAUGAAGAAGAAACUUGAUUCUGUGAUUGAUCUAACGAAAGAAGGCCUGUCAAAGUGCAACACAGAAAGUCCAGCAUCCACGCUUGAGUCACCUACGAAAGCUAUUUCAAUCUCAAAAGAGACAACCCCAGUGGCACAAAAUGCAGCCCAGGUUCUUGAGUCAUUUGAGCACCUGCCACCUCUCCCGGAACCACCACAACUACUACCCGAACUGGUAGACAAAAUCCGAGACACACUUCCUCCCCAGAAGCCUGAGCUCAAAGUAAAACGGGUGCUGAGACCCAGGGGCAUUGCCCUUACUUGGAACAUAACCAAAAUCAAUCCUAAGUGUGCCCCCGUGGAAAGCUACCACCUCUUCCUGUGCCAUGAGAACCCUAAUAAUAAGCUGAUGUGGAAGAAAAUUGGAGAAAUUAAAGCUUUACCACUCCCAAUGGCCUGUACUUUAUCUCAGUUUUUAGCUUCCAACAAAUAUUAUUUUACUGUCCAGUCAAAAGACAUUUUUGGGCGAUAUGGACCAUUUUGUGAUAUAAAAUCUAUUCCUGGGUUUUCUGAAAAUCUUACCUAA